Molecule: messenger RNA, 2619 nt
Organism: Haliotis rufescens (red abalone)
Lineage: Eukaryota; Metazoa; Mollusca; Gastropoda; Lepetellida; Haliotidae
Exons: 3
Coding region: 796-2196 (466 amino acids)
Source: RefSeq, a predicted model, not a curated record
CAAGUGGAGCUUAUUGGGCCUAAGGCUGGUAAUAUUUACUGCCAACGAUAAUGUUGUUGGCCUGUCCAGGCAGCACAAACAACGUCAAACAGAACACAGGUGUCAUGCAAUUAUUAGAUUCUGCAGUAAGGUAAUUAUUUGUGUCCUUAUAGUAAAAUGCCUGGAACAAGCCUAGAUAAACAACAUACAUCUGAACUAUCCUCUGAAGCCAGGCUAAACUUUUGUAUUGUAUGUGACUGCCAAAAAAUCCCCUUUCGUCAAUCUAAACAACGUACAAAUUAUUCUGACAAAAUCUAAAAAUAACUAUAACUUGAAUUGUUUCUUAUGCAGAGAUAAUUUGAACAUCUAUGAAAAGUGGAAUUGAAGAAAAUUUUAGAUUGGCCUAUCGCAAAAAUACAUCUCAACGAUUUCUUUGUUUAUGUAGUGCCAUUCUGUGGUGGAAAAAUCCAAACAUUCAUUUAAAAAAUAAGACCUAUAUCAGUCAUAUAUCAUCUGACAGCACAUGAACUCAUGUAAUGUAAUCAAUCAGUAGUUUUGAAACUAUAUACGCAAGAUAAAGUAUAAGCACAUGUGAUAUAUGUAUGACAGAUCUUAUGUAGACAAAGCGCAAGAUUCGUGAUCAUAAAUGUGUAAGUAUAUAUCACACAAUGAGGAGAAUAUCAGAUAAUCUACUUUCCAAUAUUAUGACUACAACACCUGACCUGGGCGACAGCCAUCCUGACAACAUGAAGCAUGUUUUUAUUUCACUGUCACUAACAUAGCCACGUCGACAGGGGAACAGCUCAACAUUGUUAGAUGACACAAGGUCCCGCUGACUGGGUAACACAGGUCCAAAACAACAUGUACGAGAACUACCUGCAGAAGUCUACCCAGAAGCUACAGGAUGAGAUUCAUCACACCAUGAAGAUGUACUCUGUGGAGAAACAGCAGCUUCUGAAACAGCUAGCCAGUCUCCGGCAUAACAUGUCCGAACUCAAGAUCUCAGACACUGGAGUCAGUCCAAGGUUUUCAGGCAAUGGGAAAAGUCCAAGGUACAGUGUUAAUGGUGCAAUACCCAAGCACAUUGGGCGUGAGCAACAUCGACUACCUCCUAUUAUCAAAACUGGGCUAAUAGGUACUGUGUAUCCCAACUGUGAGAAGAGCAUGUCUGAAGAAGCGCGAGAUCGGGAUGAGAUUGUUAAUCAGAGACUUCAGAGAAGUGACACAGACCUUACAUUCUUAUCUGAUGAGUUCAGUGGUGAGAGCAAACACAAUGACAAUGGUGAUGUUGAAGGAGAAUUCAAACUGUUCCCGGAAAGGAAGGUUCCAAAGAAAACAAAAACAUCAAAGGAUAUUCCAGUUUUUAAACUGCCUCAGAUUAAGGAGGAAGCUCCAAGACCCCUGUGGUACUCUGGCAACAACUCUCAGACUGUCAAGCAACGGGCUCACUCUCCACUGACAGCCCUGCCUCAGAUCCAUGAAAUGAGGCAGAUCUCAGAGAACAACUUUGACAUACCCACCGUGAAAGACCCAUUAAGAUGUGAAAUUUCAAUUCCCACAAAAUCUGUCACCAAAAAGGUCCACUUUGCUGGCAGCAACAGUGUCAGGAACUCUGAUAGCCUGGACAAGACUAAUAGUCACCUUCCCCAACUUUCAAAGAAAAAGUUCCAAAUGCAUAAACCUUCACGGAAGACAAAAAAACAUUUCCAACAAUUUCCGAAUGUUCAAGAAAGUAGUUCUUCUCAAUCUGACUCCACAGAGGCUCCGCAGUGUCAAGCUCCACAAGGUACAGAGGAGUGGAAGUCACUGUAUGCAAAUAUCCAUGACCCUGAAGAAAGGACAAAGACUCUAGGGGACAUACUGUACGCUGUGAGGGUCAAGAUGAGAGAAAAUGAGCAGAACUUGAUGUUUGGACACAAGCCAGUUGAGGACAAAACAGACAAUACUCUUUGUGACUAUUUGCUCGUUCACAAGGACGACCAGGACGGGAUACGCAAAACACGGAAAAUCUUGCACCAUCACAAGCGAGGUCAUAUCCCAAGCCACACUGCCGAGCGACUUCAUCGUCGGUCCAAUGCUGUCCAGCUACAGAACUACCUGAAGAAGUUAUCUCGACAACGGCGCAUGAUUGAACACAUGGAGGGAGAGGAGUACAGACUCACACACAUUGUAGGUCAUCGGCAGCUGCAGGAAGCUGCUCACAAGUCUGUGCAAUGACAAAUGUAUUCUGGAGACAGAUCGUUUUUCCUGAAGACAGUUUAACCAGUCUUCAAAGCACUCAAGCUGGGGUUAUAGUGUGGGCUGAAUCUAAACUUAACAUUCAUUAGGAAGAAACUUUGGACAAGAAUCAUAUUUCAGAAACUUCACAGCAAUGAAUGUGGAAUAUGUAUUAUUGCAAUUUUAGGGUUCCAGAACUGACAAUCAUGAACGGCACCAUUGAAUACCAGUAUUUUAGUUGCAUAUGCUACAUUGACUUAUCCAGGGCUAGAGACCAUGAGUUGAACAAGCCAACAGCUUUCACUGGUUGUUUCUGUGACUUAAUUUUAGGAGAAGUGAUUCCAGAUAUGAACGAGUGGAUCUCUCUGUCACUGCUUAUGAGGGUUGUAAAUCUCAUGAAGAUAAUAAAUGGGUUAAAAUUAA